This is a messenger RNA of Varanus komodoensis (Komodo dragon), 985 nucleotides long. It is a transcript of the gene PCBD2, whose product is annotated as pterin-4 alpha-carbinolamine dehydratase 2. NCBI's taxonomy places the organism in Eukaryota, Metazoa, Chordata, Lepidosauria, Squamata, Varanidae. The transcript is spliced from 5 exons. The record is from RefSeq and is a predicted model, not a curated record. Bases 286 to 450 code for a protein of 54 amino acids. Gene Ontology annotation, biological process: tetrahydrobiopterin biosynthetic process. Gene Ontology annotation, molecular function: 4-alpha-hydroxytetrahydrobiopterin dehydratase activity.
GGCCGUGGCGGGACGGGGCUGCAGCAACCAGUUCUCCGCUAUGAACAAGUGAAAGCAUUGUCAUCACUGUCAAGUAAUCAUUAAAUUGAGGGACUUAUGAAUAAUGCUAAAUGAAGAACUUCAUUUUUGUUGUAAAAUUAUUCUUCACAGUCUCACUGGUUGACUACAGAAGAAAGGAGCCAAGUUUUAUAUGACCUCAAAGCUGCAGGUUGGUCUGAACUCACUGAGAGAGAUGCCAUUUACAAAGAAUUCAUCUUCAGAAAUUUCAAUCAGGCUUUUGGAUUUAUGACUCGUAUUGCUCUUCAGGCUGAAAAGAUGAAUCAUCACCCUGAGUGGUUUAAUGUAUACAAUAAGGUCCAGAUAACUCUCAUUUCCCAUGACUGUGGUGGGUUGACAAAGCGAGAUGUCAAGCUGGCACAGUUCAUUGACAAAGCCGCAGCAUCUGUCUAACAACUGGGUUUUGAAAUCAUCAGAAAUCAGCAUUUCCUUCAAAAUAUUUCCUUUUGCAUUAUAGGAGACAUUUAUUCAGCUUUCUCUUUUAAAGAUGGCAUUCCUCAAAUUUUGCCAUUGGUUUAGAGACUGAAGAUAGAUUCUGUAGAUAGGCAGUGUACUGGUGGUACUGAGUAAAGAGGAUGAAGACAUUUAGAAUCCCUUCCUCCUGUAUAUUACUAACACUGUAGGUAUCUUUCCCUACUUUAUCCAUGUUUAAUGGAGACCAUUCUAUCAGGAAUUCCCAGAAGGAAGAAUGCUGAAAGUACCAGUGACCUGGACUUCAGAUCACUGCACUUCACCAAUCAAGGCUCUCUUUCAUUCUUUGUAUCCUAUAGUCUGUGGAAGUAGCACAACUGAACAUGAGAAUUAGCACCUGCAUUUCUAACACAGCAUUUAAUGUUGAUAGAAUUAUUUUUAAUAGCAUAUUUUGCUUGAUAACUAAUUGGUGAAAAUUGGCAGAUCAUUUUUUGGAAUUAAAGACGCUUGUGCAGUU